Molecule: messenger RNA, 585 nt
Organism: Stegodyphus dumicola
Lineage: Eukaryota; Metazoa; Arthropoda; Arachnida; Araneae; Eresidae
Product: KRAB-A domain-containing protein 2-like
Source: RefSeq, a predicted model, not a curated record
AUGGCUUCUCCUGACGAAACUAGAAGGCUGGGCGAAGAUGACGCAUAUGCAAAUACGGAACCAACUUUUGAUAUGAGAACCGUGUUCUUAAGUAAAUUGAAUAUAUUGCAGCAAGAAAAAGCAGGUAAUAGCUCUAUCUUCAGCAAAGACAAGCAUUGUACUUUCAUAGAGGACGUUAAAAAGGCUAAAGCAAAGCAGAAAAAAGAAAGUGUUGACUAUCGUCGACUAAGAAAAUAUGAUGUUAUUGAGGUUGACGGAAAAGAAAAACUUAUUGUGGCAGUAACAGAAGGCAAUAGCGUUAUUUUGCACUAUGUGUACACAGAAGAGUUAUUCGACUUGCUACAUGAUACUCAAUUGAAAAUUGGACGUGGAGGUCGUACACAAAUGGAGAAGGAGCUGCAAACUAAAUUAUCUAAUUCUAAGAAAGGUCUAGUUUCUAAACCUUUGAUAUUUAAAGAAUAUAACUCAAGAUGCCUGGUAGAUCUUAUCGACAUGCAAUGUAACCCAGACGGCGAAUUCAAGUUUAUACUCAAUUACCAGGAUCAUUUAACAAAGUUCAUAUCAUUGCGAGCUCUGAAAAGCUAA